Physcomitrium patens is the source of this 899-nucleotide messenger RNA. RefSeq lists its product as uncharacterized. Lineage: Eukaryota; Viridiplantae; Streptophyta; Bryopsida; Funariales; Funariaceae. The record is from RefSeq and is a predicted model, not a curated record.
AAUCGAAUGACUGAAGUACACUGUUAAUCCUAGUGUCGAAUUUUUCACUCAUGGGUACAAGUCAGCUUUCUUUCACCUCCUCCGUAACAUGUUGCCCAAAAUGCUGGCAUUUAAGAUUCAACUUCCCCAGAAAGAAGAAUACAGAGUGGAAGAACAGGAAUGGAUACCUCACGUUUGAAGAGCUUAAGAUAAGGCUACAAUAGUGUAGAGUAUCAGGUAAUCGGUGCGGCAACAAUCUGCCAGGAACCAAAUUCUACUCCCCCGAUCUACAGACGUACGUCCACGGUCCCAAGACCACCGUGCGCGAGGUGGUGGAGAUCUGCGAACAAGAACAUGCAAACGACAUUGAACGGACACGGUGAAUGAAAACAGCAUUUGAGAGGGUGGUACCCCUUGUUGGGAAGGAGUACAUCAUUCACAGGACCUACGAAGAAGUGAGGAAUGCACGAGCCGAUGAGAAAUGUGUAGGCACCGCAAAACUCAUUGCGGUAACUCUGGCUGUGGAAGGUCCAGAAAGAACAACCGUUGAAGAGACCUUAGCUGCCCCAACCAAGGGGAAGCCCUGUAUGAGCGGCCUCCGGAUUGUAAUGUUGUCUCCAAACGGUCGAGCGAUAGGCAAUCAUCUCAAGGCGUUUACGUGCGGAGAGUUGGGAGAAUGUGAAGUCUAAAAUUCCUGAGGGGCUGCAAGUCCCUGAGAAACUUUGCAGGAAGACGAGUACAUUUGCACCCAGUGAGAGUAAAUAAAAGUGUUGAAACUCGGGCAAUAGCAGGUCCUGGGUUACAUCUCAAUAUACAUCUUAAAACACGACAAAUAAAUCCUGUAACGUUUACAAAGAGAGUGCAUGUAACAGGAACUGUCCAUGUUCCAAAGGUUACCAAUCCAGACCAAAAUCUAAAUU